AUUUUGUAUUUUGUACAUACAUUGUUUUGUAUAUACUGUAUAUGAUGACUUCGGUGGGCAGUGAACGUACCCGGGGCACUCGGGACAAAAUGCAAAUUGCAGCCACACAGCCAACACAACCACAGAAACAAGUAGUACAGGCAACAGCAGAACAGAUUCGCCUUGCUCAGAUGAUCUACGAUAAGAAUGAUGCAGAUUUUGAAGAUAAAGUGAAACAACUUAUGGAGGUGACGGGGAAAAACCAGGAUGAAUGCAUAGUGGCACUACAUGAUUGUAAUGGGGAUGUGAACAGAGCAAUCAACAUUUUGCUGGAAGGAAGUUCAGACACGACUUCUUGGGAGACUGUAGGGGGAAAGAAGAAAAGCCUUGGAAAGGAAGGUUCAGAAAACAAAGAGAACAGAGAAAAACGAGGGGACAGAGAAGUGAGUCGCGGACGGGGAAGUUCCAACAGACGGGGAAGAGGAGGCAGCCGUGGACGAGAGUUUAGAGCUGAAGAGAAUGGAGUGGACAACAAUCAAGGAGACAGGCCUUCAGACCGCGGGAAACGUGGCCGUGGGAGAGGGUUUGGACGUGGCAGAGGGAGAGGAACGGGGAGGUUUUCAGCCCAAGGCAUGGGGACAUUUAAUCCUGCAGACUAUACGGAGUCUUCUGCCACUGAUGGCUUUGGGACAAAGUCAGAGAUCUGGGAGACUGGUCAGAAUGAUGCAGAUGAUGGAACUGGAGCAUGGAAAAACUCAAUAGAAGAAUGGACAGCAGAAGACUGGAAUGAAGAUCUUUCUGAAACAAAAGUCUUCACUGCAUCUUCUGUUCCAGCUGAAAAUCAUGUGACUCCUGGGCAAAGCAUUGAUUUGGUGACUCUGCUUCAAAAGCCAGUGACAUCUACCCAAGAGACAGAAGCCAACUCAUUUGAGUCUCCCCAGCAGCAGACCUUUGGCCAAGCCUUAGUAUUCACAAAUUCUCAGCAUAGCACCCAGAUGGCAUCAGGAACAGGCAGCUCCAGUGCUGUAAACUCUUAUUCUCCUCAAAGUCUGUCGGCAGUUCUUUGUUCUGGCUUUGGAGAGCUCAGAUCCUCUAAAUUGGCAAACUCUACUGGUUCCCAAAUCUUGGACCAAUUGAAAUCACCAGGACUGGGUCAGUUUACCUCUCAACAAACCAAUAGCAGUUCUGCCACCACUAGCACAGUUGCUGCGUCAUCCUGGGAUCUAAAACCACCUAAUACUCAGUCCUCAGUCCUCAGUCAGUUUGACUUUAAGUCCCAGCCUGAGCCAUCUCCAGUUCUGAGCCAGCUGACACAGCGACAACAGCAAAUGCAGGUGGUUCCUGUUCCUCCUCCUGGGCUGGAGUCAUCCUCCUCCCAGGUAAAACUACAAGAGCCAUCACCAGUAGACACCUCCACAGCUGUUAGCAAAAUACUACAGCUCCCCACUAUCUCUAUGGAUAACCAGGCAGUGACUGUUCAUCAAACCCAGCAGAAACAGAUAAAACCACCAAAAAGGAGGAUAACUCCAGCAUCCAAGAUUCCUGCCUCUGCUGUGGAGAUGCCUGGAUCAGCAGACAUGACAGGGUUAAAUGUUCAGUUUGGAGCUCUUGAGUUUGGAUCAGAGCCUACACUCCCGGAGUUUGGAUCAACUUCAAGCAGUGAGAAUACCAGCCAGGCGACCAACAAUAGCUUAUAUUCAAAAUCUGUGAAGUAUGUUGAUCCUUUGAAUACCUCUUUGCCAAAAUCCAAUACAGUACAGGAAUCCACCUACACAACCUCUGCCAUCAGCUCUUCCAGUCUGACCUGCUCAUCCCAGAGCACUAGCCCCAUAACAACUUCCUCCUAUGACCAGACUUCUGUGCAUAGCAGGAUAGCGUACCAAAGCUCCAUGGCUCCGUCUGAACCAGCCCCUGUUGCAGUUACGAAUGGGCACAGUGGUGUUAGAACACAGGCAACACUUGACACUACUUCUUCAGUUGCAGCACCUAAGACAGAGCCUUCUCCUUCACUACCUUCAGCUGGUUCUCUGCCUAGUGUGGCAUCCACCACGGCCUCUCUUCUGCCUUCAGCAUCGCAGCAUGUGGCAGCGUUACCCAGCUUGCCUCAGUCCAGUGAUCUGGCCAGCAGCUCACUCUCCCAGCUGAGCAGCUCCCUUUCCAGUCAUCAGAGCAGCCUCUCUCCUGCCUCAGUGUUGUCUUCAAGCACAUCACAUGUGCACACUAGUAUUGAGAACACAACUUCGCUCCAGCCCUCAACAACCUUUUCAACUGCUUCAACCUCAGCCACUAGCACCACCUCCUCGGUUGUCAGCAUGGCAAGCAGUAUGAACACUACAAACAGCCUUGGCCUGAGUGUUACCAGUGUGUCUAUACCAGCUGCUACCACACGGGCAGCUCCCUUAGUGUCUUCAGGCAAAGCUCCCCCAAACCUGCCCCAAGGUGUACCACCCUUGUUGCAUAACCAGUAUAUUGUGGGACCUGGAGGACUUCUGCCUGCCUACCCACAGAUUUAUGGUUAUGAUGAUCUCCAGAUGCUUCAAUCCAGACUGCCAAUGGAUUACUAUGGAAUUACAUUCCCUGCUCCUGCAACCUUGACAGGCAGAGAUGGGAGCCUUGCUAACAAUCCGUACUCAGGUGGCCCACGAUGCAAGCCUUGCUUUCCUGGCCUUCAGCUACUGUCUUCAGAACUUUGGUGGUGUGAUGUAACAAAAUUUGGCCGUGGAGAUUCCGCCUCUCCUGCUCCUGCAACCACACUGGCCCAGCCGCAGCAGAACCAGGCUCAGACUCACCACACGACUCAGCAGCCCUUCCUCAACCCGACCCUGCCUCCAGGGUACAGCUACACUGGGCUCCCUUACUACGCUGGAAUGCCCGGUGUUCCCAGUGCAUUCCAAUAUGGGCCAACCAUGUUUGUACCUCCAGCAUCUGCAAAACAGCAUGGAGUCAACCUGAACACGGGGUCGACUCCCUUCCAGCAGGCCAGUGGCUACAGCCAGCAUGGCUACGGUGCAGGCUACGAUGACUUAACGCAGGGAACCGCUACUGGGGAUUACAGCAAAGGAGGCUACAGUGGAUCAUCUCAAGCACAAAACAAAUCUGCUGGUGCUGGACCUGGGAAAGGUGUUUCUGUGACCUCAAGUAACACGGGUGUGCCUGAUAUCAGUGGCUCAGUCUAUAACAAGACUCAGACAUUUGACAAGCAGGGAUUCCAUGCUGGCACUCCGCCUCCCUUCAGCCUGCCUUCUGCUCUCGGAUCGACUGGGCCUCUGAACCCUGGUGCUGCCCCAGGUUAUGCUCCAGCCCCGUUUCUCCAUAUCCUCCCUGCACAUCAGCAGCCUCAUUCCCAGAUGCUGCACCAUCACCUUCAGCAGGAUGGGCAGGGUGGAUCUGGCCAGCGCAACCAACCCAGCACCAUGCAGCAAAAGUCUCAGGCUACCAAAACCGCCUAUGGCACUUCUCCAUACUGGACAAACUAAAUCUGAAACCGGGGAGAGGGGGGAGAAUGAAAGGAAAGGAGGAAGAAAAAAAAAACAAAAAAGAAAAGAAAAGAGAAAAUAAAAGCCGAAGCCCAUUCGUUGAAUUAUUAGGAAAAGUUACUGCUCAGCCAAACAUC
Molecule: messenger RNA, 3592 nt
Organism: Poecile atricapillus (Black-capped chickadee)
Lineage: Eukaryota; Metazoa; Chordata; Aves; Passeriformes; Paridae
Product: ubiquitin-associated protein 2-like
Exons: 28
Coding region: 42-3455 (1137 amino acids)
Cellular component (GO): nucleus; cytoplasm
Molecular function (GO): protein binding
Source: RefSeq, a predicted model, not a curated record